Molecule: messenger RNA, 1485 nt
Organism: Homarus americanus (American lobster)
Lineage: Eukaryota; Metazoa; Arthropoda; Malacostraca; Decapoda; Nephropidae
Product: proteoglycan 4-like
Exons: 3
Coding region: 1-1485 (494 amino acids)
Source: RefSeq, a predicted model, not a curated record
AUGACCCCUUCCAGUCCCUACAAGACCCCAUCUGGUCUACAAGACCCCCUCCAGUCCUACAAGACCCUUCCAGGCCACCACAAGACCCCUCAGUCUACAAGACCCGCCUCAGUCCUACAUGACCCAUGCCAAAUUCUACGGGCCCCUCAGUCCUACAAGACCCCCUCAGUCCUACAAGACCCCUCAAAUUCUGACCCCUCAGUGCAUGGCCCCUUCCAGUCCUACAAGACCCCAUCUGUCCUACAAGACCCCCUCAGUCCUACAAGACCCUUCCAGUCCUACAAGACCCCAUCUAGUCCUACAAGACCCCCUCCAGUCCUACAAGACCCCUUCCAGUCCUACAAGACCCACAGUCCCUACAAGACCUCAGUCCUACAAGCUCUCAAGUCCUACAAGACCCCUUUCAGUCACAAGACCCCUCAGUCCUACAAGACCCCCCUCAGUCCUACAAGACCCCUUCCAGUCUACAAAACCACUCCCCGACCCCCAAAUCCUAUAGGACUUCUACAGCAGACACCUUCAGGCUCCAGUAGACACCGCAGACACCACCAGACACCCGUAGACAACCACCAGAUACCCGCAGACACCACCAGAUACCCACCCACCUGCCACACAGAUACCGGGCCAGCAGCCCGCAGACACCGCCAGACGCAGACACCGCAGACACCGAGCCUGCAGACACCGCAGACACCGCCAGACACCCGCAGACACCCGCAGGCACGCAGACACACGAGACACCCGCAGACGCACGACACCGCGACACCGCAGACACCGCCAGACACCCGCAGACACACACCGCCACCACGCCACCGCAGACACAACCAGACACCUGCAGACACCAGGGGCACCCGCAGACACCGCCAGAUAACGCAGACACAACCAGACACCCGCAGACACCGCCAGACACCCGCAGACACAACCACACACAACCACACACAACCAGACCACCGCAGAUACGCACGUAUACCACCAGACACCCGCAGACACCACCAGACACCCGCAGACACCGCCAGACACCCACAGACACCCGCGCUGCCAGACACGCAGACACCGCCAGACACCCCAGACACCACAGGUACCGCAGUACCACGCAUACCAGCAGACACCCGACGCAGACACCAGGCGCACCGGACACCGCCAGACACCCGCAGACCUGCCGCCAGACACCCAGACACCAAUACCCGCAGACACCACCACCUGCCACCCAGACACCACCGAACCUGGGCGCCACGGGCACCAGACACCCGCAGACACCGCCAGACACCCGGACGCCACCAGAUACCCGCAGACACACCGUUACCACCGGACACGCAGAGCACCAGACACGGACACCGCCAGGGCACCGCCGGCACCACGACUCCCGACAACCGCAGACACAACCAGACACUCUCUCCGUACGUGACAGGUGAAUCUAGUGACCACGUACACAUGACAGUCAAGCACAAGUUGUUGGGUCGAGAGAAAGCUGUAGUGAGUGGGUGUUGA